Branchiostoma belcheri (Belcher's lancelet) is the source of this 1177-nucleotide messenger RNA. RefSeq names its product gastrula zinc finger protein XlCGF8.2DB-like. The transcript is spliced from 2 exons. Gene Ontology annotation, molecular function: RNA polymerase II transcription regulatory region sequence-specific DNA binding; DNA-binding transcription factor activity, RNA polymerase II-specific. Gene Ontology annotation, cellular component: nucleus. Gene Ontology annotation, biological process: regulation of transcription by RNA polymerase II. The annotation marks the transcript as partial. The record is from RefSeq and is a predicted model, not a curated record. Lineage: Eukaryota; Metazoa; Chordata; Leptocardii; Amphioxiformes; Branchiostomatidae.
GUAAUCAGGAGAGUAUUUUAACCUUUGACCUACACCACAAUCACCUCUGACCUUACGAGACGAAGGAAGGACAAAGCUGCCCGAGUUCCGGUUUACGUGAAGAGAAAAACCAUCAUAGGAAGCAGAAAUGGAAGAUUCCAGCUGUGACCCAUGUGUUGAACACCCUGGGAAGGAGCUGGACUGUACUGAACAUCCUGGGAAGGAGAUGAACUGUACUAAAUACCCUGGGAAGGAGACAACGGACAUGGACCCUCAAGGCAAUAUGGGGAGGCCCAUGGUUAAAAACACUGGUGAGAAACCCUACAUGUGUAAAGAGUGUGGGUACAGUACAGCUAACAAGUCUCACUUAUCCCGACACAUGAGAACCCAUACAGGAGAAAAACCCUACAAGUGUGACCAGUGUGACUAUUCUGCAGCUCACAAGCCCUCCUUGGACCAGCAUAUGGCAACAAAACACACCGGUCAGAAACCGUACAUAUGUGGGGAGUGUGGAUACAGGACAGCUAGAAAGUAUCACUUAUCCCGACACAUGAGAACCCAUAUGAGCAUGAAACUCUACCCGUGCAACCAGUUUGACUAUUCUGCAGCACAGAACUUCACUAUUGAGAAACGCUCUUGCAAGAAAUCCUACAUGUGUGGGGAGUGUGGGUACAGGACAGCUCACAAAUCUCACUUAUCCAGACACAUGAAAAUACAUGUUGGUGAAAAACCCUACAAGUGUGACCAGUGCGACUAUUCUGCAGUACAGAAAUCCACUUUGGACAAACAUCUAGCAAAACACACUGGUGAGAAACCCUACAUGUGUGGGGAGUGUGGGUACAGAGCAGUUUUAAAAUCUCAGUUAAACCAACAUAUGAGAACCCAUACAGGAGAAAAACCCUACAAAUGUGACCAGUGUGACUAUUCUGCUGCACAGAAAUCUAAUUUAGACCAACAUUUAGCAACGCACACUGGUGAGAAACCCUACAUGUGUGGGGAGUGUGGGUACAGGGCAACUUUAAAAUGCCACUUAUCCAGACAUAUGAGAAUCCAUACAGGGGAAAAACCCUACAAGUGUGACCAGUGUGACUAUUCUGCUGCACACAAAUCUCAUUUAGACUAUCAUCUCACCAAGCACACCGGUGAGAAACCCUACAUAUGUGGGGAGUGUGGGUACAGGACAGCUUACAAAUUCAAC